AUAUUUUGUGAUGAUCAUGUCUUUCUAGAUAAAAUUUGACGCUGGGACCCUCCUUCUUAGUACACACCGACUAAUUUGGAGAGAUCAGAAAAAUCAUGAGUGCUGCAUGGCCAUUCCUCUUUCCCACAUUGUGUUCAUUGAAGAACAGGCGGCUGGAAUUGGGAAAAGUGCCAAGAUAGUGGUUCAUCUCCACCCGGCUCCACCUAACAGAGAACCGGGUCCCUUCCAGAGUAGCAAGAACUCCUACAUCAAACUCUCCUUCAAAGAACAUGGCCAGAUUGAGUUUUACAGGCGUUUGUCUGAGGAAAUGACACAGAGGAGAUGGGAGAAUAUGCCAGUUUCCCAGGCUUUACAGACAAACAGACCCCAGCCAGGAAGAAUAAGGGCUGUAGGAAUUGUAGGCAUUGAAAGGAAAUUGGAAGAAAAAAGGAAAGAAACUGACAAAAACAUUUCUGAGGCCUUUGAAGACCUCAGCAAGUUAAUGGUCAAGGCUAAGGAAAUGGUGGAAUUAUCAAAAUCAAUUGCUAAUAAGAUUAAGGACAAGCAAGGUGACAUCACAGAAGAUGAGACCAUCAGGUUUAAAUCCUACUUGCUGAGCAUGGGGAUAGCUAACCCGGUUACCAGGGAGACCUGCGGCUCGGGCACACAGUACCACAUGCAGCUGGCCAGACAGCUGGCUGGGAUCCUGCAGGCGCCGCUGGAGGAACGAGGGGGAAUAAUGUCACUUACAGAGGUGUACUGUUUAGUAAACCGAGCUCGAGGAAUGGAGUUGCUCUCACCCGAAGAUUUAGUGAACGCGUGCAAGAUGCUGGAAGCACUGCAGUUACCUCUCAGGCUCCGAGUGUUUGACAGUGGCGUCAUGGUAAUUGAGCUCCAGUCCCACAAGGAAGAGGAAAUGGUGGCCUCAGCCUUGGAGACAGUUUCAGAAAAGGGAUCCCUAACCUCAGAAGAGUUUGCUAAGCUGGUGGGAAUGUCUGUCCUCCUGGCCAAGGAAAGGCUGCUGCUUGCUGAGAAGAUGGGCCAUCUUUGCCGAGAUGAUUCAGUGGAAGGCUUGCGGUUUUACCCAAAUUUAUUUAUGACACAGAGCUAAGGGUUCUGUAUUUAAAAUAUGUCUUGUCCAGAUAGAUGCUUGUAUCAUGUAGAGGUUGGGUGAUGUCGAGCUCAGAGGAAACCUUGAUGAACUGAGAACUUCUGGAACUUUACACUAUAACAUAAAACCCUUUUAAUUUCUCCCGAAAUAUUAUGGUCCUGGAAGUUGGCUUAGGAUAAAUAUAGGAAAAUACAGAAAACUGAGUGCCACACUGAGUCUGAAAUCAUGCUACAGUUGUAUAGAACCCUCAGGGUUUAACUUGAACUAUGGUGAAUUUUAACCUGAUCCUCAAGUCCGUUUUUUUAAAGAAGGGAAUUUAGUGACUAAUGGGGGAAGACGUUGCGUGUUUGGACAGGUAAGCGAGUCCUUACUCUUCUGGUGUGACUAAAAUUCACUGAAUUAUAAACAAAGGUUUUCUCUGCAUCGAAUGUGCCCAUUAUGGGAGGGAGUUCACGAAGCAAGUCCUGCGUACAGCGCAGUAUGAACUGGCAACACCACAACAGAACCUGAAACCACACAACGCCACGGGAGGCUUCUCCCAAGUGAGGGCUCUUCCUGAGAAGCAGUUACAAGCAUGUGUUCCACGGACACCUCACAGAAGGAGAGAAUUGUAUUUGACUUACGUAUAUAUAGUCUGACUGGUUUUUUCCCCCCAAGUAAUGAUUUCAUAGCUGGCAUUUGAAGAAUGCAACUAUGUCAUUUUGUUUUAAAAAUUCUGUGGAUUUUGAAACUGAAUUAAUGCGCUGUAUAGACACGCCCAGAGAUAUGAUUACAAAUUUGGAACUCAGAGGGCUCAGGAAUUCCCUAGGAUUGAGUGGGUGGAGGGGCCGGGAGGACCUUUAAGGAGCUUACAGGAACCUUGGUGCUCUUUGACCUGGAAAGCCAGGGAUAGGAACAUAGAACGUGGACAAGUAAUCAGUCUCCUUUUCCUUCUCUUAAGGUGUUUCAACACUGAACUUUAAAAAAUGUUUCAUAUUGCAGCAGUAUUUUUUUUCUUUACCCCAUAUAUUAGAAGUUGUGUAGAGAAAUUUCUCUCACUGAAAAGUAUUACCGAGAUAACAAAAACUGGCUAAUCCUGAAUUUAGGUUGCUUGAGUUCUAAAAUGGACCGCCUGACUUCACAUGUCCCUACUAUACAGUGUACGGAGUGUUGGCGUUACUUCAAACUCAGGGACCCACAGGGACACAAGGAGAUCCCCUUCUAAGACUACAUCGAUGGUGGAAAGUAGUGACGGUCGUUGUCCAAGCCUCCAGAAGGGAAAGUGUCUGCAUUGAGAGACCUCUUGUGACCGGCGGCGGGGAGACCCGACCCGGGCUCAUGCUCUGGGAUCCCUAAGAUGGCACUGAGUGAGGGGGACGGCCACUACGAGUGCCCUUUGGGAGGUUGCAGAGAUCCUCAGCUGUAGACCCAGGGAGCCGCUCCCACUGCAGCCAGACCCCAUCUGAUCCCUGCCCGCAGACAUGGCUGUUGCCGAUUCGCAUCCUCCAGUGUUUUGGGAAUAUCCCCAUUUCCCAAACUGGUGGCUCAUUCCGUCUUGUGAUGACCGGUAUCCCCUCAUUUCCUCAUUGUUCAGCCUCAGGUUUGUUUUGGGGGAACUCAGUGUCUGGCUGCCCAUGUCUUUCAGGCCAUUGUGUGAACUUGUUUGUGUGGUGCUCCUGUUUCUGGGUCAUACACUGCCCUGGCAGACAUGUACACGCAUGUUCCUAUGCACACAUGCACACACACACAUGCCGUCUCCUCUGGCUAAGGUUUUUCAAAAAUCACACAGGUAAAUAAUAGUCUGUGUCAAAAGGUGGAAUGAAUUGCAGCUAAGAGCGUUUGAGCUCCUUGGUCUGGCUCUUAUGAUUUGGGUUCAUGACAGCAAACUCCCACAGUUCAACAUGUUUACUUACAUUUGUGUGGCGACACAUUAACAAAACCGGAGCUGUCUAAAUUGUAUAAAGUGAACUAAGAGGAAGAAAAGUGACAUGAAUAUAUUUUGCAAAUGUCACAUUAAUUAGAAAACAGGUAUGAUUGAUUUUACUGUUAAAGUGGGCAUUCUUCACUGUUUCUAGACUUCUGUAUGUAUAUUUUUGAUCCCAACCCCCCCUUUUUUUGACAAAUAAGAUGUUAUUUUGGUCCUCUAUUGGUAGAGGUUAUGUUUAAAUACAACCAAUCAGGCCCUAAAAGCAAAAAAAUUCAUCUUGGUGCUUAUCACUGGUAUGCUUAUUAUUUUUGCUUUACUAACUUUGCUCUUAGGAGCAUAAAUUUGUAGCUUUACGAUAAUGGAACUUUUCUAGUCACUGUCAAAAAAUUUUUUACAUUGUACAAGUGAAGACUGUUUUCAGGGUUAAAUGAUUGGAAUUAAUGUAUAUAGAGUAAAAUUACUGGAGAACUUGUAAAUGAUUUUUCUUAACUUGGUGUUCUUUUUAAAAUACGCUUUGAAAAACAUGAAAAUGAUAAACCUUUAAUCAGAAUAAGCCAGUACAUUAAAAUUUUUUUUUUAUUUUUGACUCAAAAUCUUACUGUUUUAGUUCUUUAAAAGAAUGGAAAAUGGCUCAUGAACUUUUUUUAAAUCCUUGAUGUGAAUUUCACUGUUAACUGACCUUGUGCAUUCACGUGAAUGUUCCGUCUCUCCAAGUAUGGUUCCCUGUGACCAGACCCGCCUGACCAGACAUGGAUGCGUCAGGCGGCCAUGCUCAUGCUCUGCCCAGCAACAUCCCUGUUUUCAUUUUGGUACAGCAGAGUUGCACCUCAUAAGAUGGUUGGAUUUUUAAAGACUGUGCCUCGGAAUGAAAUCAAGCAUGCUCAAAAUGAUCCCUGAAACUCUAUUAAAUUGCCAGUGAAGAUCUUUAUAUAGUCUUAUAACUAGAAUCCCUGUAAAUACAUGGGUAUGAAUAUAUUAUGAAAAUAGUAAGUACAAUAGACAAUAAAAACUACAUAGUAACAGUAGACAUUUAAAACACCAGUAAUUGAGCUAUUUAAACAUGUGUCUUGUUUUUGUUUUUUGGCCAUUAGUUAUGGUUGGAUUUAUGUGAAUUUUUUGCAAAUCUUAUCCCUUAUUAAGACAGAUCUAGAGUGUGAGCUCCACAAGGGGAGAGAUUUUUGUCUGGUGUGUUGGUGGGUAUAUCCUCAGAGCCCAGAACAGGACCUGCACACAGUAAGCAUUCAGUAAAUAGUAAGUGAAUGGAUGAACUCUCAUGGAUAUACCUAUUUAUAACCUGGCUCCAUUUAUCCUACUUUAUCUCCCAUUCAAUUCAAUAAAAUUUUUUUUGUUAAAAGUUCA
Suricata suricatta (meerkat) is the source of this 4355-nucleotide messenger RNA. It is a transcript of the gene VPS36, whose product is annotated as vacuolar protein sorting 36 homolog. The record is from RefSeq and is a predicted model, not a curated record. Gene Ontology annotation, molecular function: phosphatidylinositol-3-phosphate binding; ubiquitin binding. Lineage: Eukaryota; Metazoa; Chordata; Mammalia; Carnivora; Herpestidae. Gene Ontology annotation, biological process: protein transport to vacuole involved in ubiquitin-dependent protein catabolic process via the multivesicular body sorting pathway. The transcript has 13 exons. Gene Ontology annotation, cellular component: ESCRT II complex; late endosome membrane. The coding region runs from base 107 to 1090 and encodes 327 amino acids.